UCCGACUGACACUGACCGUGAAACUCUCUCUCACUAUCGUCGUCAAGAAGAAGAAGACACCAUCACCGAAUCGAAUCGAAUCAGAUCAGAUCACACAUUUUGCCAUGGAUAACUCAGCUCCAGAUUCGUUAUCCAGAUCGGAAACCGCCGUAACCUACGAUUCACCUUAUCCACUCUACGCCAUGGCUUUCUCAUCUCUCUCCGCCGCCAACACUUCCUCCGGUCACAGAAUUGCCGUCGGGAGCUUCCUAGAAGAUUACAACAACCGCAUCGACAUCCUCUCUUUCGAUUCCGAUUCCAUGACCGUGAAGGCUCUCCCGAAUCUCUCCUUCGAGCAUCCUUAUCCUCCUACGAAGCUAAUGUUCAGUCCUGCUUCUCUCCGUCGUCCUUCUGCCGGAGAUCUACUCGCUUCUUCCGGCGAUUUCCUCCGUCUUUGGGAGGUUAACGAAGAUUCUUCAACCGUUGAGCCUAUCUCGGUUCUCAAUAACAGCAAAACGAGUGAGUUCUGUGCGCCGUUGACCUCUUUUGAUUGGAACGAUGUUGAGCCGAAGAGGCUUGGAACUUGUAGUAUUGAUACGACUUGUACGAUUUGGGAUAUUGAGAAGUGUGUUGUGGAGACUCAGCUCAUAGCUCAUGAUAAAGAGGUUCAUGACAUUGCUUGGGGAGAAGCUAGGGUUUUCGCAUCUGUCUCUGCUGAUGGAUCCGUUAGGAUCUUUGAUCUUCGCGAUAAGGAGCAUUCUACGAUCAUCUAUGAGAGUCCUCAGCCUGACACGCCUUUGUUAAGACUUGCUUGGAACAAGCAAGAUCUUAGGUACAUGGCGACGAUUUUGAUGGAUUCUAAUAAGGUUGUGAUACUCGAUAUUCGAUCUCCAACUAUGCCUGUUGCGGAGCUUGAGCGGCAUCAGGCUAGUGUUAAUGCUAUAGCUUGGGCGCCACAGAGCUGUAAGCACAUUUGCUCUGGUGGUGAUGAUACGCAGGCUCUUAUUUGGGAGCUUCCGACUGUAGCUGGACCUAAUGGGAUCGAUCCAAUGUCGGUUUAUUCGGCUGGUUCGGAGAUUAACCAGUUGCAGUGGUCUUCUUCGCAGCCUGAUUGGAUUGGCAUUGCUUUCGCUAACAAAAUGCAGCUGCUUAGAGUUUGAGGUGCAGAUGUGAAGUGAUUUAGCAAUAGACCUGUAUAAUCGUCAGGUUCGUAAGAUAGUAGGUUUGGUGAAUGCCCACUCUCAGCUUCUUGCUCUGCAAUGCCUCUGUAUCUAUUCUGAUUGUAACUAAAACCUGAAUUCAUUUGAUGAAACCAGAUCCUACUAUUAUGAUAUUAUCUCUGUUUGUGUAUAAAACCCAACCAGAAUAUUAUAUUUGCGGUGUCUGGUGUUUCGUUUCGGUAAUUGGAGCUUAGUGCGAUGCACCUUUGUCUUA
Capsella rubella is the source of this 1413-nucleotide messenger RNA. Its product is annotated as protein TRANSPARENT TESTA GLABRA 1. The coding region runs from base 105 to 1139 and encodes 344 amino acids. Gene Ontology annotation, cellular component: nucleus. Gene Ontology annotation, molecular function: protein binding. NCBI's taxonomy places the organism in Eukaryota, Viridiplantae, Streptophyta, Magnoliopsida, Brassicales, Brassicaceae. The transcript has 2 exons. The record is from RefSeq and is a predicted model, not a curated record.